UUCAACAGAGCCAAGUGCGUUUCCUGGUUGGAUUCUAUAAUAAGUUGGGAUGUAAAACUAAAAUAUCUCUUCUGCUGUCACACUCAAGAAUUAAGUCAGUUCCUCUUCAUCAUGUCUACAGCUAAUAAUAACUCUCGGAGGGCAUGCUGUGGUCUUAAUCCUAUAUUUGCAUCUGAUUUGAAGUUAACCCUUGAAACAGCUUCUGCCAACUGCUACGACUUCAUAUGUACCCCAAUAAGUCAUCCUCGAAGAUUUCGAGACCUGCUCAAUCCGAGCCUUGCUAGCAACGAUCCUUUUACAAGAUCAGAUUUGAUUCUGAGUUCUGAAGAGUGGUCAUGCAACAUCGUUGCCAUGUGCAGCCAGAACAUAGACUGCGACAGUCCAAUGGAGGAUAGGAGGAAGCUAAGCGAGCUCAUUCUGGAUCAAGAGCUGACUUAUGCCUCUCACCUGGCUGUGGCGAUGGCGCACAUCACCCUCUCUAAGCCCAACAACACCAACUUGGCGCGCAUCAUCAACGCCAAGAUGCUCAAAGGACAUUCUAGCCCGCUUUGGGUACAAGUUCCGAUGGUUGCUCCUUCGGUCCAGACUCGUUUCCACCUCAACCGUGACAGCCAACAACCUGAACCUGACACCUGGGAAUGGUGGAACUCGUUCCGAUGCCUGUGUCGUCAUGAUAAGAAGAUCAAUGCGGUGCUGGAGAUGACAACUGAUCUUCCAUCCGAUGAGGAGAUUGCCAGAUGGUUGGGUGAGCCAGUCAAAUGCAUCGUGAUCUCCACUAGUGUGUUUAUGACCAACAAGAAAGGCUUCCCCGUGUUGACCAAGGCGCAUCAGGCCGUCCUCCGAGCUUUCUCUGCGGUCAACGUUCAAGUGGUCAUAAGCGGAUCUCUGAGACACGAGUCGUACAAACACUAUGCGCAAUACAUUGACCACAUCUUCCAGACUCUCAGCACAGUUGAUCCUCUGAUGUCCUAUGGUCAAGGGUUUGAGGAUUAUUUGCAGAUUCCUCUACAACCAUUGAUGGACAACUUAGACUCCCAGACGUACGAAGUGUUUGAGAAAGACCCUGUCAAGUACAGCGAGUACCAACGUGCCAUCUACUUAGCGUUGUUAGACAGAGUGCCCCCAGAGCAGAAAGAUUCUGUUACACAGAUAGUGAUGGUGGUGGGAGCAGGUCGCGGUCCGUUGGUCAAUGCGGCCCUCAACGCAGCACAGAGAGCUGAACGUAAAAUCAGGGUCUACGCGGUGGAGAAGAACCCCAACGCUGUUAUUACACUGCAGGCACACAAAACAGAGUUCUGGCGAGACUCAGUGACCAUUGUCUCGUGUGACAUGAGGGAGUGGGAAGCACCUGAACUAGCGGACAUCUUGGUCUCUGAGCUGUUGGGUUCGUUUGGAGACAACGAACUGUCCCCGGAGUGCUUGGACGGCGCUCAAAAGUUCCUCAAAGAUGAUGGCAUCAGUAUUCCGUGCAGUUACACAUCGUACCUGGCCCCAGUACAGAACCCGAGAUUGUGGGGUGAAGUGGCCGCGAGAUUCCGAGACCCGAACAAGGUGUCGGAAACAAUGAACUUUGAGAUGCCGUGGGUGGUACAUCAGCAGAACAGGUAUCCUCUGGCACCCACGCAGCCGCUGUUCACCUACCAUCACCCUAACAGAGAUAAAACCAUUGACAACUCGAGGUACAAAAUGCUGACAUUCAAAGUUGAGAACAACAGCAUGCUGCACGGUUUCACAGGCUACUUUGAUACUGUCCUGUACAAAGACGUCAUGCUCAGCAUAGAACCGUCAACAUACUCCAGAGGAAUGGUUUCGUGGUUUCCUAUCUUCUUCCCAAUCAAAGAACCCGUCUCGUUAAAGACAGGUGAUAACCUAGUUGUUCACUUCUGGAGGCUCCACAACAAAAGAGAGGUUUGGUACGAGUGGACAAUAACUUCUCCGAUAACCACUCCCAUCCAGAAUCCCAACGGACGAGCUUACAACAUCGGACUCUAGUGUUGGCACUGGUCUCAACAAAAUCCGUCUACCUGAUAAUAAGUUAAAAAGCUUUUUUUAAGUUUUUCUUUUGUAAAAAACUGACAUAAAUUUUGUUA
Macrosteles quadrilineatus (aster leafhopper) is the source of this 2090-nucleotide messenger RNA. Its product is annotated as protein arginine N-methyltransferase 5-like. Gene Ontology annotation, biological process: peptidyl-arginine N-methylation; regulation of DNA-templated transcription. The coding region runs from base 112 to 1992 and encodes 626 amino acids. The transcript has 13 exons. Gene Ontology annotation, cellular component: nucleus; cytosol. The record is from RefSeq and is a predicted model, not a curated record. Lineage: Eukaryota; Metazoa; Arthropoda; Insecta; Hemiptera; Cicadellidae.